AAAGUAUCUGGCUGUCAGUCAAGUCAAGUUAUCAACUUGCUUUGCGCCUGUUCCUUGCUGUUUGUUUUUGUGAAUAAAUGUGUUGAGAUUCUGAGACUAUUUUUGAUAAAACACCUAAUUAGUCGGUCUUGGUAAAAAUUUUCAUGAAAACUCAUCAACAAGUGAUUAAUAAAAGUGGAUUUCUCACGAAACAUUAUUGUUCAUUACUUGGGAGACUGGCGUUCAUGAUUUUUAAUACUAUUCAUAAACUCUUAUAAUUUUCACAUAAAUUAGAUGGCGUUUCCUCAGCCCAACGCUCAAAGAGAACUGACUAAUAGGAAAAUAUUGGAAGAGUUGCAACUUAAAAAACAAAUGCUGUUGAAGCAGGCUGUCGCUCCGCUCACUGCCACAUUAAUUUCCCUCAACCAGCCAAGUCCUGUCAGUCAAUUGCCUAUGUGCUCCAUCCCUCCAGUUUCUGCUACUGCUGGCUUUCCACAAUUACCUGAAGCUAAUAUAGUGAACACAAGCCACAGGGCCGCUCUGCAGCACGCAAACGCUACCUCCUGUGGUUAUUUCGUCUCCCAAGACUCCUCAUUUGGAAAUCAAAUUCUGCCAGUCCUGCCCAGAUUUGACAACAAGUAGAAAUGGCAGCCAUUAUGAAGUUGAAGACCCUGCAAGGAUAUUUACAAGAUCUGAGAGGAUUUGCUGAACCUAAAAUACAGUUAGAACAAUAUGAGACUCCAGCGCAUAUUGCUGCUGCAGCAUUGUACACAAUACAG
Amyelois transitella is the source of this 758-nucleotide messenger RNA. Its product is annotated as SOSS complex subunit C homolog B. The transcript is spliced from 3 exons. Lineage: Eukaryota; Metazoa; Arthropoda; Insecta; Lepidoptera; Pyralidae. Gene Ontology annotation, biological process: DNA repair. The record is from RefSeq and is a predicted model, not a curated record. Gene Ontology annotation, cellular component: SOSS complex; nucleoplasm; nucleus. The coding region runs from base 274 to 621 and encodes 115 amino acids.